CUCCCGGCUCCCGGUGCCCUGCGCGGAGCUGUUCCUCAAACGACGCGCAGCCGAGGACUGUGGGUGAGGACGUGGGAGGCAGUGUCGUCGGAUCCGCCCGCAGUCCGCAGCUCCACUGAGCCCGGAGGCCGCCGGGAUGGAGCCGCGGCUCCCGGUCGGAGCCCAGCCCCUUGCCUGCCUGCAUACUAUCGAGGGUAUGGAGCUGAAGGGUACUCUCCGGGAGCCCUGCGCCCUGACGCUAGCCCAAAGGAACGGUCAAUAUGAGUUAAUAAUCCAGUUGCGUGAGAAGGAACAGCUUGUUCAAGAUAUCAUUCCUAUAAAUAGCCACUUCAGAUGUGUUCAAGAAGCAGAAGAAACUCUUUUGAUUGAUAUAGCUUCAAACAGUGGCUGCAAAAUUCGGAUUCAGGGGGACCGGACCAGAGAGCGGCGCUUUGAAAUCCCUGAUGAGGAACACUGUUUGAAGUUCCUCUCAGAGGUCCUUGCUGCUCAAGAAGCUCAGUCACACAUUCUUGUUCCAGAGCAAAAGGACUCAUCUAGCUGGUAUCAGAAAUUAGACACUAAGGACAAGCCGCCUGUUUUUUCAGGGCUUCUUGGAUUUGAGGAUAAUUUUUCAUCUAUGAAUUUGGACAAGAAAAUUAAUUCACAAAAUCAUCCUACAGGGAUUCAUCGGGAACCCCCACCCCCACCCCCUUCAGUGAAUAGAAUGCUUCCACGUGACAAAGAAGCUUCUAACAAGGAACAGCCCAAAGUGACCAACACCAUGCGGAAACUCUUUGUGCCAAAUACCCAGGCUGGGCAGCGGGAGGGUCUCAUCAAACAUAUCCUGGCAAAGCGAGAGAAAGAAUAUGUCAACAUUCAGAAUUUCAGAUUUUUUGUUGGAACGUGGAACGUGAAUGGCCAGUCCCCCGAUAGUGAGUUGGAACCUUGGCUGAACUGUGAUUCAAAUCCUCCUGAUAUCUACUGCAUUGGAUUCCAAGAGCUGGACUUGAGCACAGAAGCCUUUUUCUACUUUGAAUCUGUGAAAGAACAAGAGUGGUCCAUGGCUGUGGAGAGGGGUUUGCAUUCUAAAGCCAAGUAUAAGAAAGUUCAACUAGUCCGCCUUGUUGGGAUGAUGCUCCUCAUAUUUGCUAGAAAGGACCAGUGGCGCUAUAUCCGUGAUGUUGCUACAGAAACAGUUGGAACUGGAAUCAUGGGGAAAAUGGGAAACAAAGGUGGGGUAGCUGUGAGAUUUGUAUUUCACAACACUACCUUUUGCAUUGUCAAUUCCCACCUGGCUGCCCACGUCGAGGACUUUGAGAGAAGGAAUCAAGAUUAUAAGGACAUCUGUGCACGCAUGAGUUUUGUGGUCCCAAAUCAGACCCUCCCACAGCUGAACAUCAUGAAACACGAUGUUGUCAUCUGGUUGGGAGAUUUGAACUAUAGACUUUGUAUGCCUGAUGCCAAUGAAGUGAAGAGUCUUAUUAACAAGAAUGACCUUCAGAGACUCUUGAAAUUUGACCAGCUAAAUAUUCAACGCACACAGAAAAAAGCUUUUGCUGACUUCACCGAAGGUGAAAUCAAGUUUAUCCCCACUUAUAAGUAUGACUCUAAAACAGACCGAUGGGAUUCCAGUGGGAAAUGUCGGGUUCCAGCCUGGUGUGACCGGAUUCUUUGGAGAGGAACAAAUGUUAAUCAGCUUCAUUACCGGAGUCACAUGGAACUAAAAACCAGUGACCACAAGCCUGUUAGCGCCCUCUUCCAUAUUGGGGUAAAGGUUGUGGAUGAACGGAGGUAUCGGAAAGUGUUUGAAGAUAUUGUACGCAUUAUGGACAGGAUGGAAAAUGACUUCCUUCCUUCCUUAGAACUCAGCAGGAGGGAGUUUGUGUUUGAGAAUGUGAAGUUUCGGCAACUACAAAAGGAGAAGUUCCAGAUCAGCAACAAUGGACAGGUUCCCUGCCAUUUUUCUUUCAUCCCUAAACUUAAUGACAGCCAGUACUGCAAGCCAUGGCUUCGGGCUGAACCUUUUGAGGGCUACUUGGAGCCAAAUGAGACAGUGGACAUUUCCCUUGAUGUGUAUGUCAGCAAAGACUCUGUGACCAUCCUGAAUUCAGGGGAAGAUAAGAUUGAAGAUAUUCUAGUCCUUCACCUGGAUCGAGGCAAAGAUUACUUCUUGACCAUUAGUGGAAAUUACCUCCCAAGUUGUUUUGGUACAUCCUUAGAGGCUUUGUGCCGAAUGAAAAGACCAAUCCGGGAAGUUCCUGUCACCAAACUCAUAGACUUGGAGAAAUCCCUUCUGCAGAUGGUUCCCUUGGAUGAAGGUGCCAGUGAGAGACCCCUUCAGGUCCCCAAGGAGAUCUGGCUUCUGGUAGAUCACUUAUUCAAGCAUGCCUGUCACCAGGAGGACCUGUUCCAAACCCCUGGAAUGCAGGAGGAGUUACAGCAGAUCAUUGAUUGUCUGGAUACUAGCAUUCCCGAGACAAUCCCUGGCAGUAAUCACUCUGUGGCUGAAGCACUGCUCAUUUUCCUGGAAGCCCUGCCAGAGCCCGUCAUCUGUUAUGAGCUGUAUCAGCGAUGCCUUGACUCUGCUCAGGAUCCCCAGAACUGCCGACAGGUGAUUUCCCAGCUUCCAAGAUGCCAUAGAAAUGUUUUCCAUUACUUGAUGGCAUUCCUUCGAGAACUCUUAAAAUUCUCUAAAUACAACAAUGUCAGCGAAAACAUGAUCGCCACUCUCUUCACUAGUCUUCUCCUAAGGCCUCCACCCAACCUUAUGGCAAGACAGACUCCAAGUGACCGUCAGCGUGCUAUCCAGUUCCUUCUGGGGUUUCUUGAGAGCGAUGAAGACUAAUAAGCCUUUUCUUCUUAUUACUCUCUGAGAUUCUAGAGGCGGAAGAUCUUGGGCACCAAGUAUUUCAGAAUGAUUUGAAAAGUCAUGCCACAGGAAGGGUCUGUUGCAGAAUUUUGAGGCUGUUGGCAUGAAAAGGUUGUUUCUAGUGCAAGAGGAAGAGAGUUUCCUAAUCCCUCCCUUACCAUAUCCUACACAGCAAAAUACUUUUAGACUUACAUUGCCAAGCCAAAGGUACCAUAUUUUGGUGUUUUUGUGUUCUCUUUAUAAGGCAAAGAGAUCUGUAUUUACACCCCUUUACCUGGGGAUGUGUUCGUUGCCCUCCUGCCCAGCUACCAUGAUUGUCCUUAGCACCCUAGGCCUAGAUUCUGAGAUGUUCCUGUUCCAGGUCUACAAGCACUACAUGCCAUAGCUCAGACUUGUCUGUAGUCCUUCGUCUAAAGCACUUUUACCCGACCCCCCCCCCAUAUCACCCCUUUGCACUCCACUCCACUAGUUCUAUUAUGUCAAAAGAAGUCUGAGUGAAGCUAGUGACUCCUCGGAUGUCCCUAGCAGUGAGUUAACCAUCUACAUGUGGUUGUGACAUGCAUUUGUGCAUUUCUACUACAGUGGCAUCUGUAUGUCUGUAACAUUGGCCUUUUCCUGGAUCCGCACUGGGUGGAACCAUAUUCUCUUGUCUCAGACCACAUUUACUAGCAGAACUUUAGCCUAGAGAUGACAUCCCAUUGAUGUGAGAGAAUCACCAUCAGAGUGGAAGCACUUUGAGCAUUUCAGAAGUGAGAAUAUUCAUGUUUGACAGGUCCUGCUUUCUACCAUCCCUUUCUGUUCUUAAUCAAAUUUUACAUGAGAAUUAAUCCUGGUUGUC
Odobenus rosmarus divergens (Pacific walrus) is the source of this 3686-nucleotide messenger RNA. RefSeq names its product oculocerebrorenal syndrome of Lowe (gene OCRL). The transcript is spliced from 23 exons. Gene Ontology annotation, biological process: phosphatidylinositol dephosphorylation; signal transduction. The record is from RefSeq and is a predicted model, not a curated record. NCBI's taxonomy places the organism in Eukaryota, Metazoa, Chordata, Mammalia, Carnivora, Odobenidae. Gene Ontology annotation, cellular component: cytoplasm; membrane. Gene Ontology annotation, molecular function: phosphatidylinositol-4,5-bisphosphate 5-phosphatase activity; inositol phosphate phosphatase activity. The coding region runs from base 137 to 2824 and encodes 895 amino acids.